UAUAUUAAAUAUUCAAAUAGUAAUUUAUUUGACAUUGUCAGUAGAUGGCAGUGGAGAAGUAAAGCAUUGAUCGCCACGCGCUGGAGAUCAGCAGAGAAGAGCGCGCGCGCAGUUAUGGCAGGGUCACAAUCAAACUGGAGGCCACCACGUUCAUGUGACGUCUACUGGUGUGAAUUCAAGCAUUGCAAGAGUUUAUUCAACAGAUUCCAUGAAUACUACACCUACGGCAGAGCGCCGGACUGCCAGCAGUGGAAAGAAGACUAUUACACCUGCAAAGAGUGGGAGAAAAACCACAGCACACAGGCCAAGGAAUCCCUCCAGGAGAGCGAGAGGAAGCGAGUUGCCGAGCAGAGGAAGUUCACUCCGGUCUGGGAGCUUCGACAGACGCCUCCGGCUGAUUGGCACAUGCCGCUCAACCAGGGCAAACCACAGGACUCAUAAAGGACUAUUUAAGACACGAGAAAGUACUUGAGUUGCUGGGAAUCUCCUCACACUACCUCUCCAGGACUGAUGCACUUCUGUUCCAGUGCAGAUCUGAUUUUCCUGAUGUUUAGUGCAAGGCAUCCUAAAAAUCCUGAUCAACCUGAAUAUCGAAUUAAUAAAGCGAACACCUGAAGUAUAA
Carassius gibelio (silver crucian carp) is the source of this 622-nucleotide messenger RNA. It is a transcript of the gene cb8h22orf39, whose product is annotated as chromosome B8 C22orf39 homolog. The transcript has 3 exons. NCBI's taxonomy places the organism in Eukaryota, Metazoa, Chordata, Actinopteri, Cypriniformes, Cyprinidae. The record is from RefSeq and is a predicted model, not a curated record. The coding region runs from base 115 to 441 and encodes 108 amino acids.